AUGAAAAAAGAGCAACGACACAGUAAGCGGAUGGAACCGAAGAACACCGCACAACUAAUUCAAGCAAUGAGAAAUCCUCAUGAAGAAGCUAAAACCCAGCAAAAUACUAACGAAGACCCUGCUGAAGAGCAUGCAAUCCAGCAAGCUCCUGUCAAAGCAAAAAGGCAAAAGAAAAAGGAAAAUGCUGAAAACAUCGUCGACACUGGUACCUUGCAGCAUCAGCCAUUACCUCUAAUGGUACUCCCACCAACUGAACCAACCGGCACGAAGAAACAAGCUGAACGCAAGAAGAAAAACAAACGACAAAGGGUAGAAAAAGAACAAGACAAUACCAACAACAAAGGUUCAGAUACCAAUGAUGACGACGAUGAUAGACAGCAUGAUGCAGAUUUCAUUCCUACAGACAGCGAUGAUGCCGAAGAGCACGACAAUGAUGCAGAACAUGACGACGAUCCCAAAUCAGGCAAGAAGGACAGAAAGAGAAGAAAGACAAGCGGGAAAGAAUUGGUAGUACCAACAGAUGACGAAGAACAACAAGAAACAGACGAAGAGAAAUGCCAAAUCAAGGCAGGGGCAACAUUCGCCCAUGUCAAGAAAGCAUGGAAUUUACUUAAAGACCGUCACAAGAAAGAUAUUAGGACGGCAGGAUUUGGCAGCAUAGAGAACUGCAAAAUAACGGGCUCCAUCUGCAGACCGCUUGCAGCACACAUCUACGACAACCUCAACACAGAAACCAUGACAAUAACCUUCGGUGAUGCUACUGAAGACAAAAAAAUCAAGAUUACCAAGGAAGCUACCCACAAGGUGUUUGGAUACCCAAACAGCACGCAAAGCGCCGCUAUCUUCGCCCGGACAGCUAUAAUGGUCAAGGACAUGGACUAUCCAGAAAUGGCAAAGAUGGAUUUCUACGAGGUAAUCGUCGAAUGUAUUAGGGAAGGAGCCAAGACAUGGCAGAAGCACAGGAUGUUGCCUCAGGAAGAAAAGAACAAAAAGCACGGCAAUGGUUUGGCACAGGUACCAGUAAUCAUGUACCUUGACUCCCUGCUGCUGCCAACCGACACAAAAGAAAUGCGGAAGAUUGCAAAGACAAUGGAAAAAACCUCAUUACCACGAGCAAACCAUCUCAAAGAGAGUGACCUAGCGAAAAUAGCUAGAGCAGACAUGAAAACGGACGGAAAAGCACGACCAGAUGACUAUGAAUUUGGCAAGAUACAGGAGAACAUCGUAAAGAACAGCAACACCAGCACACAACCAAACUGCUACCACCUCCACCCAAGCGCCGGCGCGAACCACGACAUAGUUUGCACAAGGUACCUCACAGACAACGCGACCCUGCAGAUGCUAGAGCAAGCAGAUCCAGCAGCAUCAAGUAGACUAGUCGAUCCCAACCGCACGAAUGAAAUAGUAGCCACAACAGAACAAAGAGAAAGGAGGAAAAGUAAGAAAGAAGAAGAGGACGAAGAGAGGAAGAGAAGAACAAAAUCAAGGGACGUGGGCAUUGACAAGAAGAAGAUAAAGCGGCAAAAACAGGCCAAGAUGAACUCCACCAGCAGGAUAGCAUCAACAACCCCAAAAAACAAGAAUGAACGCAACAAACAAAGCAACCUCACAACAGAAAGUGCUACAACAACAACUACCCCAACACAAGCACAAGAUACGAUGAACGUCAGAACCAGUGAAGAGGCUCAGCUGGAGAACAAUCAAGUCAGCAGUCCCGUCAACCAAAUGCAAGAGGCUGGACCACAAUCAACCGUUAGCAUAACAAACGACAAAGAAGAAGACAACAACGAAGAGGAGGUAUCACAAUCACUGCCAGACCAAGAGACAACCAGUGUUGAAAUUGAACCCCAUAGUGAACCUCAAACAGACGAAGGAGUCACAGAACAGGAAGUUUGUGCACAUGAGAUUUCCAGUGCCACAACAUUGCAGAUCACCAUGACGAGUACAAAGGAUAAAACCCAAGACAUCCAAGCCGAUGAGAAACUAGAGACUGUUAUACCUGACAAAGAAACAGUCAACGCAGGCACGAAUAACCCAGUCAUCAACACAGAGGAAACAAACAAGUACAUUGAUCUCGAAGAUCAAGAAGCAGCGCAACCAAAGGAAACUGGAAAACACACAGAACUUCAAACAACAACAUCUGAAGAGGAAGAGGAAGCAAACGAAAUCACUCGCAUAGACAUUGAACAAGAAAAAUUAGAGGACAGAACGAGACAAGGAGAAGCCGUAGUUCCAGCAGUAGACAGUCCUGCAAAUCCAGAGAAAGAGGCACAAGAAGCCCAGGAGAGCACCAACAAUCAAGACCAUCAAACACAACCAGAGGAGCCCAAUGAACAACCCGAACAUGUUCAUCAAACGAGAGAUGAGACAGAUGAGCAAAAGAAGGCCACUGAAGAAGGGAAACAUGUUCUUCAAACGGCAGACAUCAACGUCAAAGAAGACCUAGCGCCAAAAUAUUCACUCACCAAAAAAACGGCAGCAGAGACGACAGCAGCGACAACCACUGAAAAGGAAGACGAAGAACAAGCACAACAGUCAGCAGCAACAACGAGAACAGCAACAGAGACAACAGAAAUAGCAACGAUUGAGAAGGUCAGUGCCAUCCAAGUCGAGACUAAAAAACAAGACAGAAAAGACCACCAGCAAGACAUAACGGUUAACAAGGAAAAACAUGAUGCUAAGAAAAGCACAGACGACUCAAAUAAGGAUGGAGCAGAAACUGAACAAAAGGGCACAGUGAAGAAAGGGGGCAAAGAUAGCGAUUCCGUCAACAAAGCCAUCGAAGACCUGUACAACGCUAUAUGCAAGCCAUGGACAAAGAGAGAAAUGGAUCAGCUUUUCAUUACAACGGACAAGUUUGAUGUAAAUCUAGGACAUGUCUCCGAAAGCUUCAAGGUCGGUAAAUCAGUACGCACCGAAGCAAUCAAGCCCAUGCUAACAAUCUUGAGAAAACAACUCAAUGGCACACAGAGAAAGAUUCUGUCGUUAAGCAACACUUUCCUUCUACCAUGUUCGUUGUGCGGGUUUGAGCAAGAUGAAACUACAAGUCAUUACUUCACCAUCACAGUUAACAUGCAAAAACAGCGCUUUGAACUCCUUGACUCUUCAACUGCAUAUCUAGGCACAAUAGAAUUCUUCAACAAUGUAACCAGCAAACUAAUGAAAAUCUGGAAGCACAUAAGCACAGAGCUACAGCUUUCAGAAAAAAGCAUCAACCAUUACAAAAAGGUCAGACUGCAGGUGCCACUUCAAGGAGAAGACACAAUGGACUGCACAUUCUAUAUGUACAUGAACCUGAAGCACUACUCCAGUGAUGGAACAACAGCAACCUUAAAGCCAGAACAAAUACCAAAGUUGAGGAAAAAAGUUCUAUAUCAACUAAUCAGUCAACACAGAGGGAAUACAAAACUGUCACUAAUCAAGUGUACAACAGAUAUGCUGAAGUAUGAAGUAGAUAUAGAAGACAAAGAAAUGCAACAGGCAGAAUGUUGCAUACUAGAAGAGUUUCCGCCAACUCCCGGGCCAAAAGAUCAUAUUAUGCAUGCGACAACCACACAAGAGCAUGAAGUUAUUGAUAUAUCCUAUAAACGCAAAGAGAUUAUGGAUGUCAGCAGCCACGCCGUCGCCCAACAAUCUUUCACAGACCACAAACAAAAUGAUCCACCAAUAGAACCAGAUCAACCACCACCAGACGACAAGAUACUACACCAUGCCGAAGAGGAAACAGAUGAGCAAAAUAUCAAUAGCAAUAUCACGACCACAGAGCAACUGGAACAAACAGGCACUGAUUUAAAAGAGGAUGACAGAAGACACGACGUACCAAAUACACAACAACAGGUUUACGAGCAGAAGAAACAGCCUGUUCUUGUUCAAGAAGAAACAGGCUCGACAAGCAAUCAGCAAGGCACCACCAGCACCAUCUAUUUAGACUUCCUAAAACCAAAAACAAUGGAAAAGCAGGAAGAAGUUGAUGAAUUUUUUCCAAGCCUUAACCCGCUACAACUAGACGUGUACAACGACCAUGUAAAGAUGGACUCUAAGUUUGAUGUAAUCAAAACAUGGUUGGCCGACCAUGAAAGCUAUGAAUUCAACAAAAAUCCCAAGCCGUAUCUGACAAUCUUGCAGCAAGAGUCAGGAGAACAUUCAAUGCCUCAAUCAUCUGAGAACAGCUCAGACAAGAAAAUCUCGGUCAAGAAAAGGACGGUAAAGCCUUCAAGAAGGCUCCUUGGAGAAAUCAGGAUUCCUACUAUUGCCCCAAGAGAUUUCAAAUUUAUGAACAAAGCCAGAGCACUCCAUGAAUACCUAUUCAGCAAAGAAGGACAUGACGAAUGCAGAGAUCUAAACAUAUAUAUUAGCUCGAUGCAACCCGAUUGGAUUACAGGAAAACAAGCAAUGCAACAGCUACGGAAAGGAGAUCAUGAACAGAUGGAGGGCUCCAUCACAAACGCAUUGUUCGACGAAUGGACAGUGCAGCAACAAUACAACACAACCGAUAAAGCCAUACUUCCCGUAGAAUUUGCAAACAUCGUGCUCGGUGUUAAAACUAGAGAAGAAGAAGGACUAGCAGAAUUCAAUGAGGAAGAAUCAUUGAAACAGUUUGCAUCCCUUGUAACAGGGAAGGAACUUUUAAAGAAAAAGCUGAUUAUGAUACCUCACAACACAGCUAAACACUACACAUUGUACAUGCUCAACAAGUACACGAGCUCCAUUGACAUACUUGACUCACUGAAUUACAGACACGAAGACGGAAAAAAUACAUGGAAAACACACCAUAAGGAUCACCAAGAACUGGGUACGCAAUGCGGACACUUCAUGGUUCAGUUUGCAAAAUACUGGAAUGGCAUUGAUCUCAUAAAAGAUGAUGAGGAUUUCAACCAAAGCAACAUAGAUGCCGAGUGGAAACCAGAGUUCCUUUUUACAGCCAUAUUUGGUGAAACAAACCUAGUAAACUGGGAGCAACUACCUGGAAGAAUCAAAGAAUUCAAACUAGAAACUUCAAAGUUCUUUUCCACCAAUAAAGCAAAGAAUCAACUGGUUCCCAUGUAUCUCAAGGAAAAUCAAUGGAAAAAGCUCUCAACAGCAAACAUGCAACAAGUAUUUUAUACGCUGAUAUUCAUUCCAAUGGAGAAGCAUGACCGCUAUGUACUAUAUGUCCUGGACAAAUACAAACACAAAGUUCACAUUAUUGAUCCUCAAGAAACGACUCACAAGGAAUUUCAGAAAGAAAAGAUAGGCGUCGAAGAAUUGACAGAAGAAGAAGCAUGUCGAGUUCUUCAGGAAAAUGAAGAUGCUAAAGAAGAAAGAGAAAGACAGUUUGAUGAAUAUCAUGUUCAUAAGUUGGCAAUCGUACCUAGGUUUAAAGAAGUCUUCAACAUCAUACUAGGACAAACACUGAAUGCCAAGGGUACAAGAUGGCAGACUCAUACCGUGCAAGAUGUUCCAGUGGUAGAAAAGGGAGAAUUGACAUUUGUUGUUUUAAAGCUUGCAUUCCUCUACAAUGGUGAAAAGUUUGUCGAAGACCUAGAAGAUUUGACAGAUGAGGUCGAAGACUGGAGGGCAGAGGCAAUGUACAUUCUCUUAAAUAGCGAGAUGAAUCAAAUCAAAGCUAGUGAAAUGGGUGACGAGAUUAGCAAGAUCUUAAGCAAAAAUGAAGACUAA
Triticum turgidum subsp. durum (durum wheat) is the source of this 5658-nucleotide messenger RNA. Lineage: Eukaryota; Viridiplantae; Streptophyta; Magnoliopsida; Poales; Poaceae. The record is from the annotation of a GenBank genome assembly.